Anthostomella pinea is the source of this 1650-nucleotide messenger RNA. The record is from the annotation of a GenBank genome assembly. NCBI's taxonomy places the organism in Eukaryota, Fungi, Ascomycota, Sordariomycetes, Xylariales, Xylariaceae.
AUGGGCCGCGGACCGUACUUCGGGUUGAGGGGCGGCUGGCUCACCUUCUGGGUGACCGUUGCCUGCGCCACGGACAUGACACUGUUCGGCUACGACCAGGGAGUAUUUGGCGGCGUCAUUGUCACCCCAGAUUUCCUCAAUCUCAUGGGAAUCGCGGACAGUCCGAAGUUGCAAAGUACCGUGACGGCUAUCUAUGACAUUGGUUGUUUCUUCGGAGCUAUCUCUACUAUCUGGAUCGGCGAAAGGCUGGGCAGGAAGAACACGAUUCUUACAGGGACGACCAUCAUGAGCAUCGGCGCUGUUCUGCAAGUCGCGGCCUUCGGUCUACCUCAGAUGUUCGUUGGCCGCAUCAUCGCUGGCAUCGGGAAUGGCAUAAACACUUCAACCGCUCCGGUUUGGCAGGGUGAGACUUCCCAAGCUAGUUGGCGAGGAAAGCUUGUUGUCAUUGAGAUGAUCAUGAAUAUUGCAGGUUUCUCAUUGAGCAACUGGGUCACGUUUGGGAUGUCUUACGUCCCGGGCUCUGUGGCCUGGCGAUUCCCUCUCGCCCUACAAUUCCUUUUCAUCUUCAUCUUGUUCGCGACUGUCCCUUGGCUCCCCGAAAGUCCACGCUGGCUUAUCGCCGAGGGAAGGGUCCAGGAGGCCGACGUGAUCUUAGCCGAUCUCGAAAACAAGAACGUCGAAGACCCCUACAUUGUCACGGAGUCCAAGGAGAUCCAGUGGGCCGUGAAUUACGAGCGGGAGAACACCGUUCCAUGGUCCAUGCUCUUGCGCGGCAAGGCUGGCCCGAACGGUGGUACUUGCACCAUUCGGCGACUGCUGCUCGGAAUGGGAACGCAAGCGAUGCAGCAGUUUUCCGGCAUCAACGUGACGUCUUACUACCUGCCUUACGUUUUGAUACGAUCGGUUGGCCUUGACGAGAAGCUCGCGCGCCUACUGGCGGCUUGCAAUUCUGUCAGUUAUCUGCUGUUCAGUCUGAUUGGUAUACCGAACGUAGAACGAUGGGGUCGGAGAAAGAUGAUGAUGUAUGCCGCCUUUGGACAGUUCUUUUGCUACAUGAUCAUUACUAUCUGCAUUCGCUAUAAUGAAGACCCUUCGAUCGGGCAGGGGGCGAAUAGGCAAUGGGCCACGGCUUCCAUCGCAUUCUUCUUCCUGUACUACGUCUUCUUUGGAAUUGGCUGGCAGGGGGUGCCUUGGCUUUACCCAACUGAGAUAAACUCGCUGAGCAUGCGAACCAAGGGCGCCGCCCUUGGCACGGCGACCAACUGGAUUGUCAACUUCCUCGUCGUCGAGAUCACGCCAAUCGGUAUCGCCUCCAUCGGCUGGCGCUUCUACAUCAUCUGGACCGUCUUCAACUUCUCAUUUAUCCCCAUCGUCUAUUUCUUUUACCCCGAGACUGCCGAUCGCACUCUGGAGGACAUCGACCACUUUUUCCAGGAGAACCAGAAGAUCCUGAUCCAUCGUGAUCGCGACGCCAAGUCCUCCAAGCGACCAGCGCGCUACGUUGAGCGCGAGCGUGAGGAGGUCAGGCGCAGUAGUUCGGUCGUGCCGGCUGAUGUGCAGCAUAUGGUCAACAUGCGUAGUGUGGCUGCGCGCGCGAAUGCGGGGGCUGGGGAUGAAGAGAAGGGGCUUGCGACCCAUGUGGAGAGGUAG